Molecule: messenger RNA, 732 nt
Organism: Fraxinus pennsylvanica
Lineage: Eukaryota; Viridiplantae; Streptophyta; Magnoliopsida; Lamiales; Oleaceae
Source: the annotation of a GenBank genome assembly
AUGAGCCCCCAGAAAUCAGGUCUCCUAACUCGCUCAGCAGUGCAGAUAAAUGCAGCAGUUCAUGAAAAUGUUGAGAUGACCUAUUCUGAAAAGACAGAGGUAAGGUCUUCUUCCAAGACAAGAAGCUUCACUCAUUCAACAGUUAAUAAAACAGAGAAAAAUCCAGUUGCUGAAGCAAACAGUGGAAUUGAAAAGAAUAUUUCGACUAAAUGCAGCAAAUCAAAAUCUUCUGCAAAUAAAAUUGUAGACCCAGGAUAUGAUUUAUUUGAAAACCAGAAACCAGUUGGUUCAGCCAUUGAUGCUGAGUCAAGUAGAUCCCCUGCUGAGGAUGGGGAAAGCCUCGUGGAAAAAGACGGGCAGAUUAUUAAGAAUGUUUCUAAGAGAGUUGCCAAGACAGUUGAUGCAUACCUUGGGGAGAUUGCUACUGAUGUUGAUCUGAAGGUCUGCAGCGUGAUGAAUCCACUCAAACUAUCUUAUGCCAUGACAGCAAGAAAUGAAGGUUCUCCAAAUGCCAUGACAACAGACGAACUAUCCUAUGCCACAGACGAACUAUCCUAUGCCGUGAUGGAUCCACUCAAACUAUCCUAUGCCACAGACGAACAAAAUGUGCCAAAUGCCAUGACAACAAGAAAUCAGAUACAGGCUGAUGUAUCCCUGGUGAAUAGAAGGAGAAGGUUCUCCAUUUCUUCUUGUGGGGCUCUUUUCACUCCAUCUUUACUGGUUUCAGGCUAA